Molecule: messenger RNA, 938 nt
Organism: Halteromyces radiatus
Lineage: Eukaryota; Fungi; Mucoromycota; Mucoromycetes; Mucorales; Cunninghamellaceae
Exons: 3
Coding region: 88-783 (231 amino acids)
Source: RefSeq, a predicted model, not a curated record
UUUUUUUUUUUUUACAUCAACCAUUAACCCCUUCCCAUUCCUUUCAAUUGUUCGAUCUUUUUUCUUUAUUUUUCUAUUAUCAUCAUCAUGAAAUUUAUUUAUUUUACUCUUGGUCUUGCUUCUCUUUGGUCCAUUUGUGUCAAUGCUGGUCUUACUGGAAGUGCCAACAUUACACCUCAAGAUUAUAUCGGUCUACCUGCUGCUGCAUUAGCCACCAAUCCACCUGCCUGUGGAAUGCCAUAUGCUACUCUUGACUUAUCGCGAAUCACUGCUGUGCAGAAUUUGAACGCUGGUACUGAUUGUAACAAAUGCAUCAAGGUUGUCAAUACAAAAGAUCCUUCCAAAUUUGUCUAUGUUCUUGCAGUGGAUUUGGGUGGAUCAGGAUUGGACUUGAGUAUUCCUUCAUUCAAGAAACUGUUUGGACAACAAUAUGAUGCAUCCCCUGCAAGUUGGUCAGAAACGAACUAUUCUAAUUGUGCUGGCAUCUAUAGUAAAGGAGCUAGUCCAUCCAGUGGCAAACCAAAACCUACUAGUACCACCAUCAAACAACAUACUACUACCACACACAGGCCCGCUACUACUACUAUUACUCAUGCCAAGGGCAAUCAUACUCGUAAACCUAUACGCAAACCUACCACACAUAGCAAACCAAAGCAUACUCACAAAUCAACAUGCAAGCAUACCAGACAUAAUAAGGCAAAACCUACUCGUAAACCUAAUCAUCAUCCCAAGAACAAGAAGAAGUCAACUGCCAGUCGACGUAAACAUCAUCAUCAUCACUAGUGAUCAUUGAUUAUAUAUAAUUCAUGACAUGGUAUUUCCUUUUUUAUUUAUUUUCUAUUUUCUCCUAUAUCAGCAUCGAUAUUUUUUUUUUUUUUGGUGGGAACAUCUUAUUAUGUAUAAUUAACCAAUAAAAUCCAUCAGAAUUUAAAAAAAAA